Messenger RNA from Sphaeramia orbicularis (orbiculate cardinalfish), 2045 nucleotides. Its product is annotated as B-cell receptor CD22-like. Lineage: Eukaryota; Metazoa; Chordata; Actinopteri; Kurtiformes; Apogonidae. The record is from RefSeq and is a predicted model, not a curated record. Bases 67 to 1917 code for a protein of 616 amino acids. The transcript is spliced from 10 exons.
AUUAAAAUGUUUCAAGGGUUUUUCUAAAUAGUUUUAGCUUUGUUUAUCUAUGAGAUUUAUCUCAGCAUGAAUAUUAAUGUUAAAAAUAGGAAGGAAACAAAGCCGUUUAAUAGCCUCACGUUCAGUUCAGUGACCACAGAGGAGAGGCAUCUGGACAAGAAAACACCCGUUCAAUCAGAGUCAGACAGUGAGAUGAGAACAGACACAACAAUGAGUUUAACAUCAGCAAGUGGAUUUAUCGUCUUCCUUCUCUCUUUCACAGUUGUUCAGGGUCAGAAUGAAUGGGGAGUGACUUACACUUCUACUCAGAUCUGUGCCUUAAAAGGAUCAACAGUCGACAUGAGCUGCACCUACACAUAUCCACAGUGGAUCGGAAGUCAUGUAACUACAGUUAAGGAAAGAUUCUGGUUUAUUAAUAGCGACAUUAACCCUGUAGAUCUGAAAACAAAGUCAGAGUACAAAGAUCGUGUUCAUUAUUCUUACUACUGGGGCGACUGUUCUUUGAGAAUCUCAGACCUGAGACAGAGCGACUCAGCUCAGUACCAGUUCAGGUUUAUAACAAACCAACCUGGUGGAAAUUAUACUGGUUCACCUGGAGUCACUCUGACUGUCACAGCACGUCCAGAUCUCCAGGUCCAUGUGACCAGAUCAUCAUCCUGCUGGAAUUCUAAUUGUGUCCAAGUAGAGCUGAGGUGUCACAGCAGCUGUCGUCUACCUGACAAUUACGAAUACACCUGGUUCAAGAACAGACAGAAGAUUUGGAGCGCAACAUUAUCUUCCUAUUCCACCUAUUUGUACUCUGAAGAUACCAUUUCCUGUGCUAUUAAAGGUUAUGAGAUGUUCUCCUCUCCUCCAGUGUGUGAGUUUACUCCACAGUCUUCCUCUAACAUGUCUCCAUCUAGUGGAGGUUUUUAUCUAAUGCAGUGUAACAUGACUGCAUGGAUUUCCAAAUCUUCUCCAGUUGCUCCAACGGUUCCUUUAGUGUCUUUCAGUUCCUCUGGUGAAAUCAUUGAGGGCAGUUCAGUGACUCUGACCUGUACCAGUGAUGCAAACCCACCUGUUACUAAAUACACCUGGUACAAGAGAGGAAAUAAUCAACUUCAGUCAAGAGGUGAAGGACAGCAGUUUGUCCUCAGCUCCAUCAACUCCUCUGACUCUGGAUCAUAUUCAUGUGUCGCUGAGAACAGUCUGGGGUUGAAGAUGUCAGAAUACGUCUAUAUUGAUGUGAAAUAUCCUCCCAGACUUCCCUCUGUGUCCGUGAGUCUGUCUGGUCAGAUAGUGGAGGGCAGUUCAGUGACUCUGACCUGUACCAGUGAUGUAAACCCACCUGUUACUAAAUACACCUGGUACAAGGAGGAUGAAGACUCACCAAAAGCAUCAGGACAGAACUUCACCAUCACUGAUAUCAGAUCUGAACACAGUGGGAAUUAUUACUGUGAAGCCCAGAACAGCAGAGGACGACAGAACUCCACCUCACAUCUGAUUGUUGUAUCAUCCAAAUGGAAAUCAGUAGCAGCUGGAGUGACUGUUGCCAUUGUCCUUCCCAUAAUCCUCAUCUCUGUCUUCCUAUUAGUCAGAAGAAUGAGGGCUUUGAAAACAUCAUCUGAACCUGAAGACAGAGCGGACAACAGCCAACAGUGUCCACCUAAUCACAGACACCCAGAGGAGCAGGACAACCUUCAUUACGCCACCGUCAACUUCUCUCAGAAAAGGGAGGAUCCAGUUUACUCCAACACUGGACCAGCUCGGUGCCCAAGACACAAGAAGGAACCAACAUUUCCUGAGUACUCUGUUGUCACAUUUCAUAACAACAGCAAAGAGCAGAGAGACAGAGUUGAGGAAACUGCAGAGGAUUCAGCUGUAUUGUACAGCACAGUCAACAAAACCAAAGGACCAAGGACCUCGGCUCCAAAGUGAAAUGUGUAAUACCACUCAUGGCCACUAGAGGCUGCUCCUAAGAGCCUUGUCUCCCAUGGACUCACACUGAACUUCUCUCCAAACUUUUGAAGUCAUUUUUUUCUAGGAGUGGUUUUUCUCACUGUUAU